AUGCGGUCUAAACAUCAGAUAUUCAUCACUGUCCCUAUCCCGAGCCGCGUGCCGCCGGAAAUCGUCCUCGCUCACAUCCAGACCUACACGCCCAUGCUGGCCAACAACGAUGUCAUUAUGAGCUUCAAAGAGACGACGCCCAACAUGGAGCUCGUCACCAAAGACCCAUUCUUUGGCACGCCGAACAGCAGCGUGAGGACCUUUUCGUCCAGCGAGAGACUCAUGCUCGCGCCCGGCCUGACGAGGGAUAGGAGCUGGCCCGUGACGUGUCUGAGUAUACCGAAUGGUAUCCGCUGUAGAGCUGAUGCCAAGGCUGGUGUCACUGUGAGGACGGAGUGGAUUGUGAGGCCGAGGCAGGAGUUUGGAAGUAGUCCCGGUACUAGUAGUCCGGGGACGCUGGUGGAGGAGUGGGAGCUGUAUGAGGAGGUUAUCAUUGAGGCGAAUAGUCUUCUUAUGCCGUUUGUUGCGAGGACUGCGGAUGAGGUCCAUAGAGGGAUCUGUCAGAAGGUCGUGGAUGAGGUUGUGAACAAAUACUUAGCCAAUGGUACUCAUUGA
Messenger RNA from Fusarium proliferatum ET1, 555 nucleotides. RefSeq lists its product as uncharacterized. The record is from RefSeq and is a predicted model, not a curated record. The transcript has a single exon. NCBI's taxonomy places the organism in Eukaryota, Fungi, Ascomycota, Sordariomycetes, Hypocreales, Nectriaceae. Bases 1 to 555 code for a protein of 184 amino acids.